ACAAAUUAGGUUUUUUUUUUUUCUUUCAGGAAGAGAGAGAGUGAGAGAUGGUGAGGGGGAAAGUGCAGAUGAAGAGGAUAGAAAAUGUAACGAACAGACAGGUGACCUUUACAAAGCGGCGAAACGGCAUACUUAAGAAGGCUUAUGAACUUUCCGUUCUCUGUGAUGCCGAUAUCGCUCUUAUAAUCUUCUCCCAGAAAGGGAAACUCUACGACUUCUCAAGCUCCAAUAUAGAGAAGACGAUAAAGAAAUACAAGGAAUACAGGAAGGAUCAGAAGCAUGAUGAAACCAACAGACCCAACAUGGAUCACCACCAUAUUCAGCUUCUGAAAUCUGAAUCAGCACGAAUGGCUGGAAUGAUCCAGUUUCUGGAAUCCUCUCAACGGAAAUUUCUGGGACAAAGUAUUGAUUCAUGUUCGCUUGACGAAUUGAAAGAAAUGGAUACCCAAGUGAACCGAAGCUUACAGAACAUUCGUACAAGAAAGGAACAGCUGUUCAAAGAGCAGGUAGAGCAGCUAAAGAAAAAGGAGAGGGAAUUGCUGGAAGAAAAUGCAAGAUUAUGUCUAAAGUGUGGGGAGAAGCCAUCGGAGAAAAUAGAGAAGGAAGCAACAGCAAGUGAUCAUGACAUGAGUGGCCAAACUUCAGAGGUCAUGACUGAACUCUGCCUCCUCACUCGUGCCUCAUCACCCUAA
Molecule: messenger RNA, 692 nt
Organism: Impatiens glandulifera
Lineage: Eukaryota; Viridiplantae; Streptophyta; Magnoliopsida; Ericales; Balsaminaceae
Product: MADS-box protein AGL42-like
Exons: 7
Coding region: 48-692 (214 amino acids)
Biological process (GO): positive regulation of transcription by RNA polymerase II
Cellular component (GO): nucleus
Molecular function (GO): DNA-binding transcription factor activity, RNA polymerase II-specific; RNA polymerase II cis-regulatory region sequence-specific DNA binding; protein dimerization activity
Source: RefSeq, a predicted model, not a curated record